GUUUUGCAAACUCCAGCAUCGCUGGCUCUCUCGUUGCAGGUCCAUCUGGCGCCGAAUUAUCGCCGCCGCCCAGCGUCUAGGCUGCAGCCGGACAUGCCGUUCGAUUUAUACGAAGUACCGACACGCUCGCCUUCAGGUUUUGCCGUCGAGGCGCCGCCGGACUACCGCUGCCAAUGGCGUCCACCAACCCGGAUGAUGACGCGCAAUUCCAGGGCAGUCGGCCCCCGUCGCCAACCUCGCCUCGAGCGACGACGCUGAAUACUCCGGCGACUCAGCCUCGCGACGAUGAAACGAGCCUCCCGUCCGCGGACGAGUCGCGCCCGACCCAAGCACGCGACCUAGCCACCAAGGCCCUUGGCUUCAUCUCGACCGCGACACCCUCGACCCUCGCCGGCAUCGCCGUGGCCUUUUCGGGCAUCACCUACGCCAUCCUCGGUAGAGUGGGCCUCCUGAUUAUCGGAGCCGUCGGCGGCGUUGUCGCGUUCGUCUCGCUCGAAGCCAGGAACCCGGAUAUUGCGCGCGCCGUUCGCGGUGAGAAGGGCCCUGAGGUACUAGACAGAAUUUGGCUCGACCUCCAGCGGGCCAGGCCUCAGCAAGAAAAGGAUGCCGGGGAUGAGGGCAACGACGAUGAUGUGCUCAAGGCGUUUGAAGACUUCCGACCUGAGACACGGGAGACCCUAGGAGGGCUGGUCGACGCCGUGAUCCGGGACUAUGUCAAGUGGUGGUACAGCCCUAUCGUCCCAUCGGACCAUGCCUUCCCCCUUGCGUGUCGAAAGACUCUCAACUCAUACCUCCUGGCUAUAUCGAAUCGAAUGUCGAGAAAACGGCCCGCCGACGCCUUCCUGGACCUUCUCACCAACUGCUCGUCCAUCAUCAUCGUCCUCAUGUCCGAGCUCGCGGCGGCUUUUGCAGACUUGCCGCCAGAGACCAAUAUGACAGCGGCAGACGCUGUGUAUAAUUACUUGGCAUCCAACCCAGAUUCUCGUCUGGCCAACUUGCUGAAUCAGCGGCAGCAGGCCGCAAAGUUCAAGAUGGUCGCCGAGGACUUGCUUGGGUUUUUGGAUGAGGGCUCGCAAAAGUGUGAUCCUGCUCGCGUCUUUCUCCGGGAGAUUUUGGCCAACUCGGUCCUCGAGACCACCCUCCAAACGUGCAGCAAAGCGGAGUGGAUUAACGGAUGGAUCGUAUAUCUGCUCGAAGCCGGAGAGCCGGAUCUGAACCAAGCCAUUGAUGUUGGCAUGCAGACCGGCCGCGAUGCUGUUAACAACGUUUUUGUGGAUAUGGAUGGAAACGUCGGCAACGUAGGGAUCGCGAAGCCCGGGCGUCCAAGCGCCGAAACGGAUCGCAAUCGCCGGAAAGAAUCUCUUGGCCACAGGAAAAAACUCAGCAAGGCCGACGAGAAGCUCGAGGUGGCAAUGGAUGAAAUGAAACGAAUGAAUAACAUGAUUGCACACGACAACUCGGCGAGAAAAGGGUCCGUCUCACAAGAGUCCCCAACACGGCAGCAUCGCAGCAAGGAGCCGGCCGGUGGCGUGCCGGAACCGCAUACGAAGGAGGCGACUGUGACUGAGGUGUCACCGACCUCUGGCCAGUUUGGCAAGGCUCCUCGGCGUACAUCGUCGGACGGGUCAUCGUCCAAGGACGAAGUGGAAAACACGCCCGUCACGCCUCGAUCGACGAUGGGUUCUUCGAGUCAUAACUCGUCGCCCCAGCGAUCAAGUGGUCAGCAGUUUACCAGCUUCGAUCAAAUCGUUCCUGAGGCGCAGGGCGACAGCGCCGAAGACGACCCGCCGAAGAAGGCGCCGUUGACGCUGCACAAUGCUACAUUUACUCUUCACGACGACGCCACGGGAGACGCGAGCAAGAUUCGGAACAAACCGAACUGGGACUAUCUCAUCCAAGUAGAACCGUCGUCUACGGCGUACCCUGGGUGGAUGAUUGUACGGAGAUACUCUGACUUUGUAACCCUGCACGAGAUUCUACGGCGGAUCGCUCAAAUCUCUGGCGCCACGGCUUUCACCGAGCUGCACAAAGAGCUACCGAGCUGGAAGAUACACACACGCGAAUCUCUCCGCGGGGAGCUGGAGAGAUACUUGCGAGACGCAUGUUGGUAUGCGUCGCUCGCGGAAAGCGAAGGGAUGAAGCGGUUCUUGGAAAAGUCCCAAGGCCACACGCAUGGCAACUCGAAGUCGUUUGGCUGGGAGACGGUAGGCAAGAACAUGCUCGACGUGCUCACCACGGCGCCCAAGGGGGCCGUGGAGGGCGGCAAGACGUUUGUCGGCAACGUGAGCGGUGUCUUUGGCAACCUGCCAGGGCUGAAUAGGAGGUCGACGAACCAGUCGGUGGACCUGGGCCUAACGCCAAGCUCCAGCCGCCUCUCCAUCUCAGGCCCAUCACCAGUGGCCAGCGGAAGAUCGCCAGCGCGGUCGGAGCGCGCCAGCUUGGACAGUCAACGGUCUUCGGUCAUCUCGACGCAGCCCGGCAAGGUGCCGCCGAUGGAAAGGCACAUGAGCUUCCAAUCCCUGGCAGACGCGGACGGGGAGAGGGUCGGGCGACCGGAGCGGAUGGAGUCGGGGUCAGCGUCUGCCAGUGCUCGACCUAGCAGGGAGCACAGCCGGGCGUCGAGCCUUGCCGCGCUUCGCUCGCCCUCGACUGUCAGCCUCGACUUUAUCAAGCUGCCGCCACCGCCGGACGAGAUGACCUCGGAUUACGAGGCAUCUGUCAAUGGCGAGGAGUCACCGGGCAAGGCAGGAGACGGCGCGGCGACGACGCACCAGGCCCCCCGCCACAGUAUGCAAGGCGCAGGGAAUGCGGCGCCAGCGACGUCAACACCAUCAACGGCCGGGCCCAAAAAGAGCGUCGCGACCAAAGCGGCCAGGCAGUACUCGCAAAUGUCGGAGGGCGAGACGCGGGUGGCAGUGGAGCUGCUAUUCGCCGUCAUCAACGAGAUGUACACGCUCUCUUCGGCGUGGAACAUUCGGCGGACGCUGCUGACGGCAGCCAAGUCGUUCCUGCUGCGGCCUGGCAACCCGUCCCUGCUGACGGUGCAGUCGCUGAUCCAGACGUCGGUAUUGGACGCCAACACGUCGGACGCGGGGAUCGCGGCAUCGCUGCGCAAGCUGCGGGAGAACACGAUGCCCACGGAUCAGGAGCGUGCCGGGUGGCCGGCGGAGCUAACGGCCGACGAAAGGGAGAAGCUGGCGGUCCGGGCGCGCAAGCUGCUUAUCCAGAGCGGAGUGCCGGCGGCGCUGAUGGGGGUGAUGGGCCAGGCGGCGACGGGCGAGGCCCUGGGCCGGGUGUUUGACUGCCUGCAGAUCGAGGAGGUGGCGAGGGGUCUGAUCUUUGGGCUAAUGCUGCAGGCGGCGCGGAUUGUGACGCAUUGAUGAAGAUGUACGGUCAUCGGUCAGUCAGGCGCGAGCCGUCCUUGGAGGAGGAGGGCGGGUCGGACGCGGCAUUGUCGGGAGUGUCGGAGCGAGUGACGUGUACGGAUGUGGGUGAAAAGAAGAAGAUUGCGGCGGGCCCCAAGGGGGGCUAUCGGCGGGCUCGUCGAGUGUAUGACUACCACGAAGCUGGAGUAGGGGACAGGGGUCAUGACGGUAUCACGAAACGUCUGUUCGCGACCGGGAAACAGAGCUCCCGGGAAGGCCCGCUCUUCCGGCGGGCACGCACAGAUACCCGGCUUGGAUGGAGACAUGGCAAAGCGUUACGAACUCAUACAGUUAUACUCUUAGCUAUUGUAAUAUAAGCAGGCAGAGCGCUGGUUGCUCGUUGAAGCCAUCGAACAGGGGGCUCUGCUGUCGUCAUGGUCGCGGCCCGGUGGAAACGGUCCCCUUUACAUCAAACCUCCUCUUCUCUACCCAUGCAAGGCAUCGCUCCCCAGGGGGCGCGGGCGUGAGACAGCACCCGCCUCGUGCCGUCGGCCGUGGCUUCACCGAAGGAAGGGCUGUUGUUGCCUUUCCGUCCCUUGGCCAGGAUCCGCCGCGGGGGAGGGGGUGAAGGGUAGCGGGAUGCUUGCGUACCCCAGAAGAAGAAGGCCAGAUGGAAGACUGGGAUAAGACGACUGACUGACACCAACACACGGGGGACCAGGGAUGGAUGGAUGGAUGGAUGGAUGGGAGAAGAAGGGGAGGCAGGGAGGUGUCCGGAUCGGAGAACCUCCGUACGUAUGUAUGUAGGUAUGUAUCUGCAUCUCGGGACGAGGGAGGAGGAGGAGGCCACAUGGCAGGUGUCACGCGGGGAGCACGUAGUGGUGGUGGUGGUGGUGGUGCUGCUGCUGCUGGCUGCGGGCGGC
Molecule: messenger RNA, 4288 nt
Organism: Purpureocillium takamizusanense
Lineage: Eukaryota; Fungi; Ascomycota; Sordariomycetes; Hypocreales; Ophiocordycipitaceae
Exons: 1
Coding region: 174-3380 (1068 amino acids)
Cellular component (GO): intracellular membrane-bounded organelle
Molecular function (GO): phosphatidylinositol binding
Source: RefSeq, a predicted model, not a curated record